This is a messenger RNA of Saccharomycodes ludwigii, 1218 nucleotides long. RefSeq names its product Sil1p (gene SIL1). Lineage: Eukaryota; Fungi; Ascomycota; Saccharomycetes; Saccharomycodales; Saccharomycodaceae. The transcript has a single exon. Gene Ontology annotation, cellular component: endoplasmic reticulum. Bases 1 to 1218 code for a protein of 405 amino acids. Gene Ontology annotation, molecular function: adenyl-nucleotide exchange factor activity. The record is from RefSeq and is a predicted model, not a curated record.
AUGCCGCUUUUUCGAAAAAUAUCACACACUUUAUUUUUUUUAUCAUUGAUAUCCCCUUUUUGUCACGGCGAACCACAACUUAUUACAUUAGAACCUACAACUGGAGAGGGAGAAGCCCAUCAUAAUAAGCAUAUAGAAAGACAACAAACAGUCAUAGACAAAGAAAAUUCAGAUUUGUAUUAUAGUGGUGAUUUAAUUUGUAAUUCGGUAAGUUGCUAUCCCAAAGUAUUUGAACCUUUAGCAGAUUGGCAAGAAAUUAAACCACUACAACAAGUACCAAAAGGUUUAGAUAUAAGAAUAAAUAUGGAUACAGGUAGAAAAGAGACCAAAAUUAUUGAGAAAAAUAUCCCAGACCCUAAGAUGGUGGAUAUUUCUCAUGAAUUUGUCGAUGAUUUCCGAGAUUUAAAUGAAGCUAUGAAACAGAAUGAAGAGAAUAAAAUAAUUCAAAUACUAGAUAAAUUAGAUGAGUAUGCACAUGAUUAUAAACAUGGGUCUAAAAUUAUUAAAUAUGAACAGGAUGUUUUGUCUGAGCUCAUGCUAUCAAAGGUGUACGGAGACAAGGUAAAAGAAAUUAGUGCACGUGUAUUAUCGGGAUGUUUGAGGAAUAAUCCUCCUGCUAUUCAAAUAUACAAUCCCAGAUACGUGGACGAACUAGUGAACUCUUUAAUUUUCGAAAAAAAUCCUAUUGUACUGAAAAGAUAUUUGGGAGUUUUGCAAACUGUUGCUGAUAAAGCUUCUAAUAGCUCAAAUUUGUUUACCAAUUUAUUAAAGGUUUACAAAGGUGACAUUGAUAACCAAAUUAAACUAAGAGUAUUGGAAAUUUUAUCUGAUUUGGAACUGAGUGAUGCCAGAGGGAAAGGUCUAGUUAAAAGGAGUGUAAAUGGAAAAGAUGAUAAAAACGAACCGACUUUACAACAAUGGUUCAACGAGUUUUCUACUAACAUCCAAAAUUCCCAAUUGGAUGAAUAUCACUUAAAAAGAUUUUUCCACACAUUAGUAAAUAUUAAAAAAGAAGGCGGUAGCAAUGUUAAGGUUAGCAAGGAUUUCUUAAAUUGGCUUUCCAAACAAACUGAAGAAAGAAAGGAAGCUCUGAAUGAUGAUUUAGCAAAGCGUGACUUAGAACAAUAUGAGUUUAAUAAAAAACUAAUUGAAAGUAGACAUUUAUUAUUUGGCAAUCCUUUGGCAGAUAGAAUUAAAAAUUUUAACGACGAAUUUUAG